AUGAACACUCGCCAACUACACGUCGGCAUCGUCGGUGCCGGCCUGUCCGGGCUGCGCUGCGCCGACAUUCUCAUCCAGAACGGAGCUCGAGUGACCAUCCUAGAAGCAAGGGACCGGAUAGGAGGAAGGGUUCAUCAAGAAGACGUCGGCAGACACCUGGUCGACCUCGGGCCAAACUGGAUACAUGGUACUGGUAACAACCCGAUCAUGUCCAUAGCCGAGGCGACCAAAACAACCACGCAUGAUCCAGAGGGCGAGAAUAUCCUGCUCUCGCGGGAUGGCGCCGUGGUCGACGCGGAUCUCGCAACCAAGGCCUCGGAAUUUAUGUGGACGACUAUCGAGCAAGCUUUCGAGUACAGCAACAAGCACGGCGAGUCUAUCCCGGCAGGCCGAAGCCUGUUCAACUUCUUUCAGGAGAAAGUCCAGCAGACAGGGUUUUCGCCCGCUGAACAAGAACUCUGUCUGGAUGCUUGUAAGCUCUGGGGUGCCUAUGUGGGGGAUCCUAUUGAGAGGCAGAGCUUGAAGUUUUUCUGUUUAGAGGAAUGUACUGAUGGGAGUAACUAUUUCGUUGCGUCCACUUAUAAGCGAAUUCUAGAGCAUGUCUCGAGGACUGCUCGUGAACAGGCUGAUAUUCGGUUGAACCAGCCUGUCAGCAGAAUUGACACUGUGCCUCGUAAGGAUGGAGAGCAGCAUCAAGUAACCCUCACCACGACCACAGGGGACCGCUAUGCUUUCGACGAGGUAGUGGUGACUUGUCCACUCGGCUGGCUCAAGCGAAACCAGCAUGCGUUCCACCCCCAGCUCCCCAAUCGACUGCGGCAAGCCAUUGAUGGCAUCUCCUAUGGCCGGCUCGAGAAAGUCUACGUUACCUUCCCACGAGCCUUCUGGCAGUCGGGACCUAAUGGCAAAGGAGUAGGCCCUGACUGGGCCCAGUUUCUGGAACCAAACUACACAGACCACCCAGCGCACAUCCAGUGGAGCCAAGAAUGUCUCUCGCUCGCCUCACUCCCUCCCUCCUGCGCACAACCCACACUACUCUUCUAUGUCUAUGGCCCCUGUGCCACACACCUAGUUGAAGGAAUAGCAGAUCUCGAACCGUCAUCAGCGGACUACAAAGAUUUCCUGGUUCAGUUCCUACAGCCUUUCUUCUCGCGUCUCCCAGGAUACUCUGUCUCUUCACCAGACUGCAAACCAAGCGCUUGUCUCGCUACACGCUGGCAGGCAGAUCCUUAUGCUGGCAAUGGCUCAUACUGUAACUUCCAGGUUGGCCUCACACAAGCAGACAAGGAUAUUGAGGCGUUACGAUCCGGGGGUGGUCUAGGAUGUAGUCAAGGAUUGUGGUUUGCUGGCGAACAUACUGCACCCUUUGUGGCACUUGGUACAACGACUGGUGCAUAUUGGAGUGGUGAGCGUGCCGGUAGGCAGCUAUGUCAGGCUCGUGGGCUUGGGAGUGUGGGAAUUGGUGCUGGAAGAGAUGAUUCUCUGCCUUCUGCUCAUAAGCAGUGA
Penicillium lagena is the source of this 1506-nucleotide messenger RNA. Its product is annotated as flavin monoamine oxidase family protein. Gene Ontology annotation, molecular function: oxidoreductase activity. Bases 1 to 1506 code for a protein of 501 amino acids. The transcript is spliced from 4 exons. The record is from RefSeq and is a predicted model, not a curated record. NCBI's taxonomy places the organism in Eukaryota, Fungi, Ascomycota, Eurotiomycetes, Eurotiales, Aspergillaceae.